AUGUAUAUGAGAUCUUUGGAGGCUGGCAAGUUUAUUCCGAGUGCUGAAACACUACAGUAUAGGAAGUGUGGAUACGUUAGAUUUGUGAAAUGUAUAGAUAUGUGCGAUGUGUGGGAUGUUUGCAUGUUGAGAUGCGUGAAACGUGUAAGUAGUGUGCACGUGGGUGGUAUGCGUGGAAUGUGUGAAUGUGUAGCAUGCGUGGAAUGUGUGAUAGUGUGUGAUGUGUGGUAGUGUGUGAAUGUGUGUAAUUUACGCAUUUACGGAAUGUGCGAUCGUGCAAAUGUUGAGAUGUGUGGACGUGAAAUGUGGAAUGUUGAGAAACGUGAGUGUCGAAAGUAUCGGAUUGGAGAAUGUGUGGGAUUGGUUGUGGUAAAAAAUAGUUAUGUUUGUAUUAUUUGUGUUUUACUUGUAAGUGGUGAAGCCACUGGUCACCUGGUAUGUAUAGUUGUCACCUGGUAUAAUGGUCACCUGAUGCAGAUUCUGCAAAAUAUUAGCAUUCCUGAUCGUAACCGGAUGUCAAGACUUCAGAUGCCAAAAUGCUGUCUUACCUUGCACUGCAUUUCAGUCAACCGCCCAGCAACUCCAGAAUAUGUCACUGAUUCUGGAGUUGAAUCGCAUGCUGACACUUUGGCUGUACUUAUCCCGCGCUCAGAUUUGCUGUACUCAUCGUUUUUGCUUCGUCCUCGUGAAAUCCAUAAAGACUGUAGAAAGAGAUGCUUCCGAGCGCCUUCUUGA
This is a messenger RNA of Thelazia callipaeda (thelaziosis nematode), 735 nucleotides long. The record is from the annotation of a GenBank genome assembly. NCBI's taxonomy places the organism in Eukaryota, Metazoa, Nematoda, Chromadorea, Rhabditida, Thelaziidae.